This is a messenger RNA of Naegleria gruberi, 684 nucleotides long. RefSeq lists its product as uncharacterized. The record is from RefSeq and is a predicted model, not a curated record. The coding region runs from base 1 to 684 and encodes 227 amino acids. The transcript has a single exon. Lineage: Eukaryota; Heterolobosea; Eutetramitea; Acrasida; Naegleriidae.
AUGGAACAUGAAAAACAUAUUGAUACACCCACAAGAGAAAAAUAUAAAAAUUAUUCAAUUGAAGAAUUAACAAAAAUAGUAGAAGAGAAAGAUAUAAUAAUAGAAAGAUUUAGAAAAGAAACAGAAAGUUAUAAAGAGAAAUUAGAAUCCUAUAGAAAAUCAAUGUCCAAAUAUGAAACACAAAUUCAAACAGAAGAUGAAAUUGGUAAAUUUAUAAUACAAACAAUGCAAGAUAUUAAAUUAGGAUAUUGGAAAGAAAAUGGUGAAGAACCUAAAGAUGUAUAUAAUAAGAAGAAAUCUGAUCAAUGGAAAUCAGAUAAAGAUAUGAUACCUAUGAAUUUAACUAAAUUAUCAACACAAGAAAGAGAAACUUUAUUUUCAUUUCUACUUUCAAAAUUACAUACUUUUGAUAGAAAAAAUAUUAGAAAGGAAAUUAAUUUUGAUUUAAAUUUUCAAAAUGAUAAUAGUGGUUCAUUAUCACCUCAUAGAAAUCAGAAUCAACAUCAGAAUUUUCAGAAUCAGAAUUUUCAGAAUUAUCAAAAUCAACAUCAGAAUCAUCAUUCAAUGAAUGGAAUGUUUAGAAAUAGUUCAGAUUCACCCACUUUUACAUUACCUCCCAUACAUUAUCAUGUUUCAUAUAAACAGAGAUUGAGUGAUUUUAGAAAGAGAAGUGAAAAAUUUUAA